ACUCUUGUUAAAGUCGACGGAUCAUGCCGAAACAUGGGUUAUUUAUGGUUCGGAUUUCGGCCGGAAAUCAGCGUUGCCAGCUUCCGGUCUUCCGGCCUGUGCAACCGUGUUACUUUGGACUUCAUUCAACAACGAUGACAAGGAAGAACGGUGACGCAUGAGUCCAAGACGCAUUUGUAUCAGUAAAGACUCAACCACCAGCUGGCCGAUCCUCGUUGGAAAAGAGAACGUCAGUGAUCGCCUUGGCUUCACUUAAGGGGUCGAAUGACAUUCUCGCGUGAGGUUGAAACGUAAACUUCUGCGGCAGCACAUCAAAGAAACUUAUUACCAAGAUGUCGACAUCUUUCCAAAGUCUGGCUGUAGCAGAAACACGCCCGGAUGCUGAUGGCGUCACGGGCCUGGCCGUGUUUGCGACCGAUUCAUCAGGGAACCAAUUUAUCGAGGAGUAUUUUGGCCGAAGCAGCACCAUCAAGUCCGACAAAAUCGGAAAGGACAGUGUAUUCUGGAUCUACUCGAUCACGAAAACAAUUACAGCGAUUGCUGCUUUGCAGUGCGUGGAGCGAGGCCAGAUCAAACUAGACGAUGAGGUUUAUGAUGUUCUUCCCGAACUUAAGGACUUUCAAGUCCUUGGCCAUGACCAAGCGGGCAAUGUGACGCUUCACCCACACAAGAAGAAGAUCACUCUUCGCCAUCUGCUUUCUCACACCAAUGGCAUUGGUGUGGACGUCUUUGACCCGAGACUUCAGGCCUGGCGGAUGUCUCGUGGAGAACAUCCCCAAGCUUUUUCGGGCGACUCAAAGAAGGCAUACACUAUCCCUCUUCUCUUCGAGCCAGGCCAUGGCUGGGCUUAUGGAGGAGGCGUUGAGUGGGCCGGGAUCCUGGUUGAGAGACUGAACAAGAUGAAGCUCGGAGAGUACAUGAAGGCCAACAUCUUUGACCGUCUGGGAAUGGCCAGUACAACAUUCCAUCCUGACAGAGAUCCUACAAUCAAGGAGAGACUAGUUGAGACAAGUACGAGAAUCUCGGAUGGCACACUCGUGCCCAUGGAAGGCCCUUACCCCGCUGUCACGGAGGACGACAGUGGAGCUAUGGGUCUCGUCUCGAGUGUACCGGACCUCACCAAGUUGACAACUGACCUUCUUCAAACUGAGCCGACGAUUCUCAGCGAAGAGUCUUUGAAGGAAUUGUUCUCGCCACAGUUCAGCGCCGACUCGUCAUCCGCUGGGAUGCUCGCUUAUGGUGCAAUGAUGUACGGCCGGCUGACUGGAGAGGAGUAUGAUCCUUCAAAGGUUGGUCAAGCUCCAGGAGCUUACUUCAUCAAGAAGGACACUAGGAUCCUGCCUGGCGGCACCCUCGUCAUGACAGGCAUUCCGAACCUAGUCUGGUUUGUGAACCGCAAGAAGGGCAUAGGCGGCUUCUACGCGAGCGCUAUCAUGCCGCCCGAUGACGCCAAAAGCACAAAGUUGAUACAAGAGUUUCUUAAGGAAGUUUUCAGCGGAAAAUGAGGGUCAAUAUCUCUUCGUUGCGUUCAAAUCCUCUAGGCAGACAUGAUGUACAUAUAUCAAGAUCUUGUGCAGUGUAUCGAAAUUAUGCAGU
Molecule: messenger RNA, 1596 nt
Organism: Colletotrichum acutatum
Lineage: Eukaryota; Fungi; Ascomycota; Sordariomycetes; Glomerellales; Glomerellaceae
Product: beta-lactamase/transpeptidase-like protein
Exons: 3
Coding region: 333-1505 (390 amino acids)
Source: RefSeq, a predicted model, not a curated record